AUGUUUCGAAUUUUUAUUAAUUCUACCAUUAGUACUAGAUUUUGUUGUACAAAUUUUUCAAAGUUUAAUAUACGUUUUACAACACCAAAUGACCGUGAAAAAUUGGAAAUUCUUUUAAAACGUGGAUUUCAUGAGGAUGAAAAUUUAAUUAAAAUGUUAGAUUUAAGUUAUGAAGAGACAAAACCAUUAUAUGAUAAAAUAUUGUCUAAUAAUUUUACCAUAAAUAAUAGUCUUUGUGCUGUUAAUAAAGAUAAUGAUGAAAUUUGUGCAACUAUAAUUUUUAAAUUACUUACUAGAGAAGAUGAAUCUAAUAAUUAUGUUGAUAAAAAAGAAGAACAACAUUUAAAAAAUAUUAUAGAUAAUAAUGAAAAAUUAAAAAAAUGUUUUAAAAUUCAAGAAGAAUGUUGUAAGGAUGUAUGGAAAGUUUUUCCUUCCGAUAUUAAAGCUGUUUGGAAAACUUUUAUGUUAGCUGUGUUACCAGAAUAUAGGAAAAUGAAAAUUGCUAGUUUAAUUAUGAAGUCAAGAGAAAAAUUAUGUCCAGAAAGAUUUCCAAAUUUGUAUGGUGAUAUAGCUGAUUGUACUACAUUGACAUCAGUAAAAAUACAAAAUAAUUGUGGAUAUAAAAAUUAUAGCAAAGUUCCAUAUAGUUACAUAGGUUUACCUCCAGCUCCAGAUGGAUCAGAUUGUGUUAUUGGAAAUUAUAAAAUUUUUCCACAUUACUAUGAAAAGAAAUAA
This is a messenger RNA of Strongyloides ratti, 735 nucleotides long. RefSeq names its product Acyl-CoA N-acyltransferase domain-containing protein. Gene Ontology annotation, molecular function: N-acetyltransferase activity. NCBI's taxonomy places the organism in Eukaryota, Metazoa, Nematoda, Chromadorea, Rhabditida, Strongyloididae. The record is from RefSeq and is a predicted model, not a curated record. The transcript is spliced from 2 exons. Bases 1 to 735 code for a protein of 244 amino acids.